CGGUGUUCACACAGCACUUAGCAGACGGACAGACUCCAUUCAGCUCGAGUUAUCGAUUUGUGAUGGGUGCUCUUCUUGCUGCUCCAUUUUGUGCUGCUUCGGCAGCAUGUUGUUUCGGAAGCUCUGCGUGCUCAUUGUGUUGCUCAGCAUGCCCGGGAGCAAAGAACUCGACAACAACUCGGAUAAUGUACGCACUGAUGCUUAUUUCAGCAACUUUCAUGGCUGUGGUGAUGCUUCUUCCAGGCGUUCAAAAGAAAUUAGUAGAAAACAAAUGGCUUUGUGACGGCCUAAAUGAAUACGCUGGAGUCAAUUGUGAACAUGCAAUAGGUUAUCAAGCAGUUUACCGAGUUUGUGCAGGAGCAGCGAGUUUCUUCUUCCUCUUCAUGCUAUUAAUGUUUGGAGUUUCUUCCUCAAAAGAUGGAAGAUCUUCAAUUCAAAAUGGCUUCUGGUUUUUCAAAUAUCUCCUCAUGUUUGGAAUUAUUGGAGGAUUCUUCUUUAUUGGAAGUGAAACCUUGGCAACUCCUCUCAUGUAUAUUGGAAUGCUUGGAGCUUUUCUAUUCAUACUGAUCCAACUCAUUCUCAUCGUUGAUUUCGCUCACGGACUUGCCGAAUCUCAAUACGAAGACAACGAUUCUCGUGCAUGUUAUGCUGGUCUUCUUAUCACAACUUUUGGCGGUUUUCUCGUCUGCUUGAUUGCUGCCGUUUACGUAUUCAUCAACUACGCUAUUGGAGAUGGAUGUGGUCUUCCAAAGUUCUUCGUAAUCUUCAAUGUGCUAAUUUGUGUGGCUAUUAGUCUUCUUUCCGUUUCUCCGAUGGUUCAGGAAGUUAAUCCACGAUCUGGACUUCUUCAGCCUGUUGUUAUCAGUGCAUAUAUUAUUUAUUUGACAUGGUCCGCUCUUUUGAGUAAUCCAAAUGAAUCGUGCAAUCCAACUCUUGCCAAUGUCACCCAAUCAGCAAUUCCAACAGGAGGUGUCACCAAGGAUGACUCAUUUGUAACACCGCUCCCCGUUCACUCGUUGAUUUCUCUUCUCAUUUGGCUCAUUUGUCUCGUGUAUGCCUCGAUUCGUAACUCUUCGAACACUUCGCUCGGAAAAAUAACUGGAGACAACGAGGAACAUGUUCAGCUGAACGACGUCGAAGGUGGAAAAGCAUGGGAUAAUGAAGAAGAAGGUGUCGCGUAUUCGUACAGUUUCUUCCAUUUUAUGUUCUGCCUUGCUUCUCUCUAUGUCAUGAUGACCCUGACUUCAUGGUAUCAUCCGGACAGUGAUCUAGCUCAUCUCAACUCGAAUAUGGCAUCUGUUUGGGUCAAAAUGUUCUCUUCGUGGAUCUGUGGAGGUCUCUAUGCGUGGACUCUUGUUGCUCCAAUUAUAUUCCCGGACAGAGAGUUUUAACGAACCGAAGACAUUAUGAUAAUCUGUACAUCUACUUUUUCUCUACUUUGUGCAUGCUUUCUCUUUAUAUCUGAUCCUCAUUCUCUCUUCCUACAUAAUAGUCAUUCUUGUAUGAUAUUUUUACGCAUUAUACUACUUUGAAAACAAAUAAAAUCUCAAAUAUUU
Molecule: messenger RNA, 1556 nt
Organism: Caenorhabditis elegans
Lineage: Eukaryota; Metazoa; Nematoda; Chromadorea; Rhabditida; Rhabditidae
Gene: R11H6.2
Product: Serine incorporator
Exons: 6
Coding region: 63-1391 (442 amino acids)
Cellular component (GO): membrane
Source: RefSeq, marked reviewed